Molecule: messenger RNA, 1837 nt
Organism: Nothobranchius furzeri (turquoise killifish)
Lineage: Eukaryota; Metazoa; Chordata; Actinopteri; Cyprinodontiformes; Nothobranchiidae
Product: glutathione hydrolase 7
Biological process (GO): glutathione catabolic process
Cellular component (GO): plasma membrane
Molecular function (GO): glutathione gamma-glutamate hydrolase
Source: RefSeq, a predicted model, not a curated record
CGUGUGUUUUUACAAGUCCGUCAGCAAUGGGGGUUUCUUCUGAAACCAAACUGAACCAGCAGAAAUCUUCUGACUACAAGAGCUGUGCUGGUUCAUCUGAGUUUGACGAUGGCCCUCCAUCAAACGGCUUCACCUGUGACCUGCAGAAUAAACAGGGUGAGAGGAAACGGACGGUAAAGGUUAGAAAAGAUACCAUCCAGCUGAAAGAUCUGUCUGCUGGUACGCUCCAUCUGUUCAACCAAAGGCUGUCCAAACUCAAAGAGACAAAUGAAGACUGCUGCAGGACCAACACACCUGUACAGCUCUACGCUGUGCCCAUCAUCCUAGCUGUUGGAGUCACCAUUGCUUUGGCCCUGCAGAUUCACUUGGAUGCAUCUCUGGUCUCCAUAAAAGGCGUAGCGUCCGAUCACGAGCGCUGCACCGUGCUCAGUGAGAGCGUGCUCCGUGAUGGCGGAUCCAGCGUCGAUGCAGCCAUCGCUGGAGCCCUUUGCUUGGGCGUUGUCCACCCGCACGUGUCAGGGGUUGGUGGAGGAGGAGUGAUGCUGAUUCAUGACAUCCGUCACAAUAAAACCAGAGUGAUAAACUUUGAGGGAUCUGCACCCAACGAUCUGAGAGAAGACCUGCUGCAGAACGCUUCUGGGGUUCAGGCAGGUCUGCUUGUGGGAGUGCCUGGUAUGCUCAUGGGCCUGCACCACGCUCACAGCCUGUAUGGACGUUUGUCAUGGGGGGACGUUAUCAGAAGAGCCGCAGAAGUCGCCAGAGAAGGAUUCAAUGUGUCCCAGAGUCUGGCUGUUGCAAUAUCCGAGUUAGAAAGAGAGGCGCUAACGGAGCGUUUCAGGAACCUUUUUAUCCCAGGUGGCAAGGCUCUGAGUCCAGGCUCACAUCUGAGGAUGCCUGGCGUGGCAGACGUCCUGGAGGCUGGUCUGUUCAGUUUCUACCAUGGGGCCGUGUCACAAGAGAUACAGGAGGAGGUGAGGGCAAACGGAGGCGUCCUGAGUGCCGAGGACAUCGGUAACUACAGCUCUGAGGUGCAACAACCACUCGAAGGCCGCUACGGUGAGUAUAUAAUUCAGGUUCCACCUCCUCCGUCUGCUGGUGCAGCACUCUUAGCAGCUCUCAACCUUUUGGCGGGCUUUCACCUUAGUGGAAAUGACAUCACAGUAAACCAGACACACCACUGGGUCGAAAAGGCGCUGGCGGCAGCACUGGCCUUGGCGAGGAAACUGGGUGACCCUAAGUACAACUCCUCUGUGUCUGAGCUGCUUUCUGUCAUGAUGAGCAAAAGUCAGAGCCGUGCUGAGUUGCUGCAGCAGAAAAGCUCUCGAACAUCUCCGUCUGACAACGAGUCGCUGAAGGAGCUGUUGACUGGGCAGGUGGUGGUCAUGGGACCAGAUGACCUGGUGGUGUCUGUUGCCAGUUCUCUGAAUGGGCCGUUUGGGAGCAGGAUCAUUACUCAGUCGGGCAUAAUCCUCAACAGCCUCAUUCUCAGCUUCUACUGGUCAAACCACAGCAGGGGGCUUCCUCAGGCUAACCAGAUGAACCACAUUGGGCCUGGAAAGAGACCACUGACAUUUCUCAUGCCCUCGGUGAUGGUACCGGUCUGGAACAAAUGUGGGACCUACAUGGGACUGAGCAGCUCAGGUGGACCAAACCGUUUGAGGGAAAUCACCCAGAUGCUGGAAUUAUUAAUCCUGACUAACAGAACAAAUGAGAGCCUCUCUUUGGAAGAGUAAUGGAGCCAUGUGAACAUUUCCCUGACUCUGAGUUUCCAGAAGAUGGCGGUUUGGUCCCUGCUGUUCUGUGAAUCCAGAAUAAUUAAAGCAUUCGUAGACCAACA